CCCUGCAGCACCUCCCCUCGCGGGGAGGGAGCCAGAGGGGGCUCCGGGCGCCGCGCCGCAGACCUGCUCCGGCUGCUCGCCGCGCCGCUCUCUUCCGACAGCUGCAGCAGUCGCCGCGGCGCGCGCAGCUCCUCCCUGGAGCCGAGGGGACGAGCGCGCCUCUCCUCCGCUUCCAGCACCCCCAACCUGUUCCCCGCGCGCAGCGGUGCAUUCGCCGCCCGACAUGGAUUUCCUCCUGGCUCUGGUGCUCGGCUCCUCGCUCUACCUGCAGGCGGCUGCCGAGUUCGACGUGAGGUGGCCCAGGCAAAUAGUGUCAUCCAUUGGCCUGUGUCGUUAUGGUGGGAGGAUUGACUGCUGCUGGGGCUGGGCCCGCCGGUCCUGGGGACAGUGUCAGCCUUUCUACGUCUUAAGGCAGAGAAUAGCCAGGAUAAGGUGCCAGCUCAAAGCUGUAUGCCAACCACAGUGCAAACAUGGUGAAUGUAUUGGACCCAACAAGUGCAAGUGCCAUCCUGGAUAUGCUGGAAAAACCUGCAGUCAAGACGAACACUUCUACCCAACUCCUCUUGACCAAGGCAGUGAACAGCCUCUUUUCCAACCCCUGGAUCAUCAAGCCACAAGUUUACCUUCAAGGGAUCUAAAUGAGUGUGGCCUGAAGCCGCGACCCUGCAAGCACAGGUGCAUGAACACUUACGGCAGCUACAAGUGCUACUGUCUCAACGGAUAUAUGCUCAUGCCAGAUGGGUCCUGCUCAAGUGCCCUGACGUGCUCCAUGGCAAACUGUCAGUAUGGCUGUGAUGUUGUCAAAGGACAGAUACGGUGCCAGUGCCCCUCUCCUGGCCUACAGCUGGCUCCUGAUGGGAGGACCUGUAUGGAUGUUGAUGAAUGUGCCACCGGGAGAGUGUCCUGCCCUAGAUUUAGGCAGUGUGUCAACACUUUUGGGAGCUACAUCUGCAAGUGUCAUAAAGGCUUCGACCUCAUGUACAUUGCAGGCAAAUACCAAUGUCACGAUAUAGAUGAAUGUUCCCUUGGUCAGUAUCAGUGCAGCCGCUUCGCUCGAUGUUACAACUUGCACGGGUCCUACAAGUGUAAAUGUAAAGAUGGAUACCAGGGCGAUGGACUGAGUUGUGUGUAUAUUCCAAAAGUCAUGAUUGAGCCAUCAGGUCCAAUUCAUGUACCAAAGGGAAAUGGUACUAUUUCAAAGGGUGACGGAGGACACAGUAAUUGGAUUCCUGACGUUGGAAGUACUAGGUGGCCUCUGAAGACACCAUAUAUUCCUCCUGCUACCAACAGGCCCACUUUUAAGCCAACAAUAAGACCUACACCAGAGCCAACACCGCAGCCAACCCCACCGCCAUCCACAGAAUUCGGAACAUCACCAAUAACAACCCCGGAAAGACCAAGCACCAGACUAACAACUGUACUGCCAGUUGCCACUACAUCUCCAAGAUGGAUUACAGUUGACAACAGGAUACAGACAGAUCCUCAGAAGCCCAGAGGAGAUGUGUUCAUUCCACGGCAGCCUUCAAAUGACUUGUUUGAAAUAUUUGAAAUUGAAAGAGGAGUCAGUGCAGACGAUGAAGCGAAGGAUGAUCCAGGUGUUCUGAUACACAGUUGUAAUUUCGACCAUGGGCUUUGUGGAUGGAUCAGAGAAAAAGACAGUGACUUGCACUGGGAACCAGUUAGAGAUCCAGCAGGAAUCACAAAGAUGAUUAAAGGGUUGGAAAAAAAGAUCUAUGAUGAAAAAUUAAAGGAACUGGGAUUAUCCAGCGUGGAGAAGAGAAGACUGAGGGGCAAACCAUUGCUGGUUUUCAAGUGUAUGAAUGGUUGGUACAGAGAGGAUGAUGACCAGCUGUUCUCCAUAUGCGCUAAGAAUAGAACAAGAGGAAACAGGCCUAGACUGGAGUGUGAGGGGGCAUUUCCUGGCAGGGACAAUUGUUAAAUUAGAAUCCUUUGUUAAAAAAAAAAAAAGUUAAUCUCUCUCCCUCUCCUCUUUCUCUCCCUCUCCCUGUCUCUCUUCUUUCUCUCCCUCUCUUUUCUCUUUCUCCCUCACCCUCUUCGAAGGUUUAAAAAUAGAUAAAAAUGUGUUUAUUUAAGAUGGUUAAAGAUGUUCUUACAUCAAGAUAGAGUGACAGAUUACAGAAUCUUCCAAAAGCUGUUUUGAUCCUAUUACUAGGUAAUGAAAAUCUUCGGAACUUAGUCAUUCGGAUGAGGCCAAGGUCUAAUUUAGGCAUUUACCUCUUAGCCUCCUAAUGGAGGAGAAUCAAAAGGGGGAAAAAACCCAUCAAAUGGGGAGCUCACUGAAAGAUCUCUCCCUUUAUGGCAAACCUAACAGGAUUAAAACAGUAAAAUAUCUGUCCAUCAUACUCUUUUAAGAAUAUUGUUUUUUGUUUUUGGUUUUUUUUUUUCCCUAUCUCAAUGAUGUCCUAAUGUGGUAGGGUUCAUUUCUUUUUUUGGUAAAAGUAUAACCCUUUCACCUGUUCAGUGGAUGAUAGUUCAGGUUUUUAAAGAGACCAUAGCAAGGAACAGAGGCUAGAGAGUUGUUUUUUCUUUUGUUUUUUUUAAUCUGGUGCAUUCUCUCUGCAAUGUAUGUGACAAAUUGGCCACUGAUAGAGAGUGCUAUGCUAUGCUCAACACCAGUUUCAGGAUCCUUGCUUCACCCAGCCACUAUAAUUCAGUUUCAUUUGUCAAUGGGAAUCUCCCAAGUUCCACAAAUUCACCUAUUUUUCCAAAAAAAAAAAUUACCAACAGAGUAUCUUUAGUCAUUUCACUUGGUGAAGGCAGGAUGGGAGCAGGGAUGUAAAUCUGUGAGCCUUUGAAUAGGGGCCAGAUGGUAUGGCUUUAGAUCCAUUUGUAAUGAUUCAUUUCCUUUGUGGUCAUUUAACUGCACAAGUGAAGAGGAAAGGGGGAAAUAAUUGAAAAUGUCACUUUUAGGUGCCAAUAAUGGAUUGCACUAAACUGACAGAAGUUAUCCAAAGUACUGUAUAACAUCUUGUUUAUUAUUUAAUGUUUUCUAAAGUGAAAAAUGUUAGUGGUUUUCCAAACAGCCAAAUAAAAAUAAUUCUUUGUAAAUAAAAGCACUGUUAAUGAUA
This is a messenger RNA of Herpailurus yagouaroundi (jaguarundi), 3089 nucleotides long. It is a transcript of the gene NPNT, whose product is annotated as nephronectin. The coding region runs from base 224 to 1939 and encodes 571 amino acids. NCBI's taxonomy places the organism in Eukaryota, Metazoa, Chordata, Mammalia, Carnivora, Felidae. Gene Ontology annotation, cellular component: membrane. The transcript has 13 exons. The record is from RefSeq and is a predicted model, not a curated record. Gene Ontology annotation, molecular function: calcium ion binding.